Molecule: messenger RNA, 2599 nt
Organism: Myotis brandtii (Brandt's bat)
Lineage: Eukaryota; Metazoa; Chordata; Mammalia; Chiroptera; Vespertilionidae
Gene: WDR37
Product: WD repeat domain 37
Exons: 14
Coding region: 127-1611 (494 amino acids)
Cellular component (GO): preribosome, large subunit precursor
Molecular function (GO): protein binding
Source: RefSeq, a predicted model, not a curated record
UGCAUCAUGAUUUAUAAUUGCUGUAAUAAAUUAUGAGAUCUUAUGUUUAAUAUCUGGCUUAAAAUCUAACUCUAUGCAUCUUGAAGCUUAUUGCAGGAGUGACCAAGAUACCACCUUAUAGAAGUAAUGCCCACAGAAAGCGGGAGCUGUUCAACUGCUCGCCAAGCAAAACAGAAACGCAAAUCUCAUAGCCUUUCUAUACGAAGAACUAACAGCUCUGAACAGGAGAGGACGGGUUUGCCAAGAGAAAUGUUAGAAGGACAAGAUUCUAAACUGCCUUCCUCAGUUCGCAGUACACUUUUGGAACUGUUUGGUCAAAUAGAAAGAGAAUUUGAAAACCUUUAUAUUGAAAAUUUAGAAUUGCGUAGAGAAAUUGAGACUCUUAAUGAGCGUUUAGCUGCUGAAGGACAAGUAAUCGAUGGGGCAGAACUGAGUAAGGGCCAACUGAAAACUAAAGCCAGUCACAGUACCAGCCAGCUUUCUCAGAAGCUGAAGACCACUUACAAGGCCUCCACCAGUAAGAUUGUCUCCAGCUUCAAGGCCACCACAUCAAGGGCUGUGUGCCAGCUUGUGAAGGAGUACAUCGGCCACAGGGAUGGCAUCUGGGAUGUCAGUGUGGCGAGAACACAGCCCGUGGUGCUGGGGACCGCAUCUGCUGAUCACACAGCAUUGCUGUGGAGCAUCGAGACGGGGAGGUGCCUCAUCAAGUACACCGGCCAUGUGGGGUCAGUAAAUUCUAUAAAAUUCCACCCAUCAGAGCAGUUGGCUCUCACUGCUUCUGGAGACCAGACUGCUCACAUUUGGAGAUACGCGGUUCAGCUGCCAACACCCCAGCCUGUGGCCGACACUAGUAUAUGUGGCGAGGACGAAGUUGAGUGCUCUGAUAAGGAUGAGCCUGAUGUGGACGGAGACGUGUCUAGCGACUGUCCUACCAUCCGGGUGCCAUUGACUUCCCUUAAGAGUCACCAGGGAGUAGUCAUAGCUGCUGACUGGCUGGUUGGGGGGAAGCAGGUGGUGACGGCCUCCUGGGACCGAACAGCAAACCUGUAUGACGUGGAGACGGCGGAGCUCGUUCACUCUCUGACAGGGCAUGACCAAGAACUCACGCACUGUUGUACACACCCCACCCAGCGGCUCGUGGUAACCUCCUCCCGUGACACGACCUUCCGUCUGUGGGAUUUUAGGGACCCGUCCAUCCACUCUGUGAAUGUUUUCCAGGGCCAUACAGACACCGUGACCUCUGCCGUGUUCACCGUGGGAGAUAACGUUGUUUCAGGCAGUGACGACCGCACUGUGAAGGUCUGGGAUUUAAAGAACAUGAGAUCCCCCAUUGCAACCAUUCGUACGGAUUCUGCCAUCAACAGGAUCAAUGUAUGCGUUGGCCAAAAAAUCAUCGCCCUCCCCCAUGACAACAGACAAGUCAGAUUGUUCGAUAUGUCCGGUGUGCGGCUGGCGCGACUCCCCCGCAGCAGCCGGCAGGGCCACAGAAGAAUGGUGUGCUGCUCGGCGUGGAGCGAGGACCACCCCACCUGCAAUCUGUUCACCUGCGGGUUUGACAGGCAAGCCAUAGGCUGGAACAUCAACAUCCCUGCGUUGUUACAGGAAAAAUAAGGUGCCGGCAUUCCUUAGUUUCAUAGUUUGCCAUGGACCUGUGACUGGAGCAGGCUUUUCUCAUACUGAUCAGCCAUUUUUGUGAGAGCUGGACCCUGAGAAGGGUGAUUUGUAUAUGUCCUUUUCCCAUUGUACCCAGCUUGCAUGAUGUACAGAACUGUGGUUAUGUUUUUAUUCCGUCUUGUCUGUGCUGGCAUCCUCUGGUCAGUGGGAACAAAGCCGCUCCCUAUAGCACGUGGCAUUUGACAUAUGACAGGAGGGCAUCACACUUGUGUGAGUUCAAUGUGAACCUGUGUACUUACUGUGAGUGUAAGUCUGUGGCAUUUCUGGAAUAAUCCUACAUAUCUACCUUGUCCUGGGAGACUGCAGAGCUGUGUUUGCGUUGGCUGAUGAAUGGCGGGAUUGGCAAAAAAUUUUAUGUUUACUUCCAUGUGAAGUUGUAGCACGUGCUGUUGUUGUAAUUCAGCUUCAGCUCUUCAUCCUCUUACAGUUCUGUGAAAUUAACCUGGAUCUUAGAAGUUAAAAAAUAGCAUCAAAUGUUGAGUUUGCAGGAUUCAUUUUUUUUUUUAAGAAAAAGUUUGUUCUUUUUAUAGAAAAUCAUUUCAAUACCCUGAGGUCUCAUAUUAGCAAAUUCUAAAAUAUGAUGAUUCUAAUCACCAAUUUCAGAUUGUAAGCAAAAUUUAAAGCACUUUAGUUUAUAGCUCUGGUUAUAAACAAUUUUUAGAAGUUUCAAAUAACUUAUCCAUUGAAUGUGACUUGACCUUUUUAAGAAGGCUGUGCUACCUGAAGACAAAACCUUAUUUAUUUUCUACACCUUUGGUUUUCAUAUUUCUACAUGGGUUCACUUCUCUGGUGGUAUUUGAGAGUCAACAAUGCAAAUAAAUGAGUACUACCUCAAAAAUAAAUGUUUGGAAAACUUGGGAGUCUUACUGUGCCUAGCUAACUAAGCACUUUGGCUUUUAGCUGGAAUACUGAGUUCAGUUCAGAA